UGUCUUCCACCCCCAAUUCCUUCUUCAACUCAGUUUCAACUUCUCCUUUCUUUUCCCUAAAACCCUAGAAUCUUAAACCCCAGAAUAAAAAAAGGGAAAUUCCCACUCGCUCAAACUCUAAAAUCGAAGAGAUGACAAUUCUCUUUCACUUCACAAACUCAUUUUCUCAAUCUCUCAAAGAAUUAGAGGGUGGAUGAAAAGAAGAAUGGAAUGAAGAAAGGCUUCCCAUUUGUGACUCUCUCGCUCAAACCCUAAAAAUGAAGAGACAAAAUACAUCGCUCUUUGUUGAAGAAGCGGUAAUUAAGCAACAACAGUCAAAAUGGGGAUUGUCUUCAAAAAGUAAAGAACAAGAUAAAGGUCUAAGAAUUAUACAUCUUUGCAAUGGAAUUAGGAGAUACGAUGUUAUUGAAUGUGACUCUAUGAUACAAAAGGGCCUUGAAAACACUGUCAAGGAUUAUGAUGUUGCACUGGACUUGGAAUUGGACUCAAUCAAUAAGCUCUUGACCCAAUGUCUUACCUUUUAUCAGGUUACUCGUAAUACGAUUAUGGAUGGUAUUGAUUUUUAUAUAACUGAAACUUUUGGGGCUGGAGCUAGUAAUUAUGAAGGCGGUCCAUUAUAA
Messenger RNA from Vicia villosa (hairy vetch), 620 nucleotides. RefSeq lists its product as uncharacterized. The transcript is spliced from 5 exons. The record is from RefSeq and is a predicted model, not a curated record. The coding region runs from base 258 to 620 and encodes 120 amino acids. NCBI's taxonomy places the organism in Eukaryota, Viridiplantae, Streptophyta, Magnoliopsida, Fabales, Fabaceae.